AUGGUGAGCGUUUCAAAAGGUGAUCAUGUUUGGAUCGAUCAGCGUACGGGCACUGAAUUCAAUGUCGAAAUUGGUGCUCGUGUGGUCGCUACACAAGCCGGACAAAUUGUUUUAAUUGAUGAUAAUGAACAAGAACUCCAUUUUCCUGCCCAAACUAAAUUUCGUUCAAUGCAUAUCAGUUCUAUUGAAGGUGUAGAUGAUAUGAUAUUAUUAGGUGAUCUUAAAGAAUCUGCUAUACUCCAUAAUCUUCAUAUACGAUAUAAAGAAGAUAUUAUUUAUACUUAUACUGGAUCAAUUUUAGUUGCUGUUAAUCCAUAUAAAUCAUUAGAUAUUUAUAAUAUUAAAUAUAUGCGUCAAUAUUCAAAUAAAAAAAUUGGUGAAUUACAACCACAUAUAUUUGCUACUGGUGAUAAUGCAUAUUGGAGUAUGCAACGUUAUCAACAUGAUCAAUGUAUUAUUAUAAGUGGUGAAAGUGGUAGUGGAAAAACUGAAUCAACAAAAUUAAUUCUACAAUUUUUGGCAGCAACAAGUGGACAACAUUCAUGGAUUGAACAACAAAUACUUGAUGCUAAUCCAAUUCUUGAAGCAUUUGGAAAUGCAAAAACUGUUCGAAAUGAUAAUUCAUCACGUUUUGGAAAAUAUAUUGAUAUACAUUUCGAUAAACGAGGAGCUAUUGAAGGAGCAAAAAUCGAACAAUAUUUAUUAGAAAAAUCUCGUAUUGUUUCUCAAGCUCGAGAUGAACGAAAUUAUCAUGUUUUUUAUUGUAUGUUAGCUGGAAUGUCUAAAGAAGAAAAGCAAGCAUUAGAUUUAACUACUGCUAGUGAUUAUGUUUAUCUUAAUCAGCUUGAUGGAACAAUUUAUUGUGAUAGUAGAGAUGAUGCAAAAGAAUGGGCAACAAUAAAAAGUGCUUGCAAAGUGUUAAUGUUUAGUGAUGAAGAAUUAAAUGAUAUACUUAGAUUAUUAUCAGCUGUUUUAAAUUUAGGAAAUUUAAAAUUUCAAGCAACUACAACUCAAAAUAUGGAUACUUGUAUAGUAGCGAAUCGAAAUGUUCUUCGUCUUGUAUCAAAACUACUUAAACUUGAUGAAAAUGGUCUUUGUGAUGGUUUCUUAAAACGUACAAUUUUUGCUCAUGGUGAAGCAGUAGUUACACCUCUUAAUCAAGAACAAGCAUGUGAUGUUCGAGAUGCAUUUGUUAAAGGAAUAUAUGGAAAAAUGUUUAUAUGGAUUGUUGAAAAAAUAAAUUCAGCAAUAUAUAAACCUCAAGAUCGAGUAGCAUAUCGUAAAAGUCUUGGAAUAUUGGAUAUAUUUGGUUUUGAAAAUUUUCAACGAAAUAGUUUUGAACAAUUAUGUAUUAAUUAUGCUAAUGAAAAUUUACAACAAUUUUUUGUUCAUCAUAUAUUUAAACUUGAACAAGAAGAAUAUGAUAAUGAACAUAUUAAUUGGAAACAUAUUGCAUUUGAAGAUAAUCAACGUAUACUUGAUUUAAUAGCAAGCAAAUCUCUGAAUAUUAUUGCUUUAAUUGAUGAAGAAAGUCGUUUUCCUAAAGGUACUGAUCGUUCACUAUGUGAUAAACUUCAUGCACAUCAUUCCAAAAAUGAAAAUUUUAUUCCAAGAAAAACUGAUAAUAAUAUUAAUUUUGGUAUUCGACAUUUUGCUGGCAAUGUUUUUUAUGAUUGUCAAAAUUUUCUUGAAAAAAAUCGUGAUACAUUUAGUCAAGAUCUUAUGAAAUUAUUACAAGAAAGUCAAAGUAAAUUUUUACGAAAUUUAUUUUUAAAUGAAUUUCAUAUUGGAACUGAAACAAGAAAACGUGCACCAACACUUGGCACACAAUUCAAGAAAUCACUUGAUUCACUUAUGUCGAUUUUGUCUGCAUGUCAACCAUUUUUCGUUCGUUGUAUUAAACCAAAUGAAUACAAAGCAGCCGAUAAUUUUGAUCGAGCAUUAGUCUGUCGACAAUUACGUUAUUCCGGUAUGAUGGAAACAAUAAGUAUUCGACGAAAAGGUUAUCCAAUACGGCAUUUAUUUCGAGAUUUUGUUGAUCGAUAUCGAUUAUUGGCACCAGGCAUUGGACCAUCACAUGUUGAAGCAGAUUGUCGAGCAGCAGCUGAUAAAAUUUGUAAAAAUGUUUUAGUUAAUCAAGAUUAUCAAAUUGGUAGAACAAAAGUUUUUCUUAAGGAUGCACAAGAUGUUUUUCUUGAACAAGCUCGUGAACAAGUAAUGGCUCGAAAAAUUCUUAUAUUACAAAAUUCUAUUCGUACAUGGAUUGCUCGUCGACAAUUUGUUACUUUACGUCAAAGUGUUCUUCUUAUUCAACGUUAUUGUAAAAGUUAUCGAGAUGCAAGACGUUUACAAAUUAUUACGAAUGGUUUUACACGUUUACAAACACAAUUUCAUACACGUAUGUUAACAUUACGUUAUUCUGUUUUACGUUCACGUAUACUUAAUCUUCAACGAUUUUGUCGCGGUUAUCUUGCUCGUCAAAAUUAUAGUCGUAAAUUAAAUGCGAUUCUUAUUUUACAAUCUGAAGUUCGACGUCAUAUUGCUCAAAAACAUAUGCGUCGAUAUCGUCUUCAAGAAAAAAUGUAUCGUGAAGCUGAACAAGAACGAUAUGAAGAAGAAAAACGUUUAAUACCAAAAUUAGGUGCUAAACGUGCUAAAGAAGAAGCUGAAAGAAAAUAUCAAGAACGUUUAAAAAUUCUUCAACGUGAAAUGUCUGAACAAGAACGUCUUGAACAACAACGUCGUGAAAGAGAACGUGCAGAAGCAAAACGUUUAUCAAUGGAACGAAAAAAUGUAGAUGAAAGUGAUGUAUUUAAUAAUAUAUUUCCAUCAAGUGGCGAUGAACGAACAACACCUAUACAUCGUCCGACAACAGUUACAACAGGUGGAAUGCAAUCAACAUUAGGAAAUAUGCCACAAUCAAAAGAUAACAUUGAACGAAUUGAUAAACCAUUACCAUUACCUUAUCAAGAUGAAGAUUUAAAAGAAUAUACAUUUGCAAAAUUUGCUUCGACAUAUUUUCAAGGAAAUGCUACAUCAUAUUUUACAAAAAAAACAUUGAAACAACCAUUGUUAGCAAUUAAAUCUGAACGAGAUCAGUUGGUAAAUUU
Molecule: messenger RNA, 3110 nt
Organism: Adineta steineri
Lineage: Eukaryota; Metazoa; Rotifera; Eurotatoria; Adinetida; Adinetidae
Source: the annotation of a GenBank genome assembly